Molecule: messenger RNA, 7286 nt
Organism: Labrus bergylta (ballan wrasse)
Lineage: Eukaryota; Metazoa; Chordata; Actinopteri; Labriformes; Labridae
Gene: tprn
Product: taperin
Molecular function (GO): phosphatase binding
Source: RefSeq, a predicted model, not a curated record
GUGGAGAGAAGGAGCCAGACAGUGAGGUAGCAGAGGGAGAGGAGAGAGAAAAAAGAGACGGUAGGGAUGUUUGUGACCGUGCGGUAGCUGUUGCUGCAGGUACUGUCAGAUCCGGAUACAGGUUUUUAUAGCCGCACCGGACCAGCGGCACACCGCCUCGGGGUCUGCCUCUCUCCUCUUCAUCCCUUCUAAACAACCCUCGGAAAUGUCUGGCGGAGGAGAGGUUCGCGUCCUACGCCAAGAGGCCGGGCAAGAGAGCCCGAGGAUGCCGGCCUGGAAGCGAGAGAUCCUGGAGAGGAGGAAAGCUAAGGGCGGGGGGUCUGGGGGAGCCGGUUCCGCUGAGACGAGCCCCGGCGGUGCGGGCCCGCAGCGAGUCAACGGCGACUGUGCGGGAAACGUUAACGGGAGCAGCGGCAGCGUACCCAAGAGUGACAGCGGAGCAAGCGGCGGGUCCGGGCGGAACUACACCAUCACCACGGCCAGCCAACAUUACUCGAACAACAAAGAGCCCCCUCGUCCAGCGGCCCCGGAGAGGACGUUUUCGAGGGAGGACGAGAGGCAAGAGAGUCUAGUGCUGCAGGAAAGCCUGGGCCCGCUGGAGGAGAACCCAUUCAUCAAGCUGGAGAAGGAGCGGAGGAGGCGGCAGGACCGAGACAGCGCCGCUCGUCCGGUGCAGCACAUCCUGGAGCUGUACGGCAGCGUACCCGGCAUACGGACUAUCCGCGCAGAGAAUAUCAUCAUCAUUGAGUCAGACCCGGAUUACUUUCCGGAAGCUGGAGGGUUAAAAAGUGGGUCUCAAUGGCAGCAAAACGGUGUCAGUAGUUAUAGCUCUUUGAACGACCUCCUGGACCGGAGAGGGAGUGCUGUUACCGAGAUAAGAGCCAAGGAAGUGGUUAUUUAUGACACCACGUUAAGCAAGAGCGAGGAGAACCUGAGCACCCUGGGCCGCCCUGAUCAUGAGGUCUCCUCAUACGAGACGGGUCAGGGCCAAGGCAGGGUCAGCCGGAUGCUGCAGAAGUUCGACAGCAACUACGGAAAACUGCAGAAGAAGUCCCACAGCACAGAGAACCUGCUCGACCUGGAUUGUGGUUCCAGCAGCAGGCCAAGACUCUGGUCCAAGCAACAGCCAGAUCUGGUGCCAAAGCCCAGGCCCGGCCCAUUGGUCAGCAGCUCGGGCAGCAGCCAGCCAUCGUCACCUGUCUUCCAGGGUUCCUGGUCUUCCAAACCAAAGCCACAGACUGCCGUCCCCGACCUGGGCAGCCCUAAGCGCUCUGCUGCGCCCCCCCAGUCUGUGUCUUCAUUCAGGCAGCGGUUUGAGGAGAGCGGAGGUCGUGGAACAGCUGUCACCUCGAGAGAUGAACCAGACAGGGGGCAAACAAAGCCCACCAGGGAGAGAGACUGUGAGGGUGCAGACGUGCCACCCAAACCCAAGGUGCCAUGCUCUCCGGAGACCCUUCUCGCUCGUGCCGUGUCCCCCUCAAGCCCCCUCUCUAAGGCGUCACGCUCCCCGCCUGACUUUGAGAUCCGUCCAUCAUCAAAGCCAGACCUCUCCAAAAUUCCCGAUGGGGACCUGCAGGCACGGGCCCUCGCAAACCUGCGUCUGCAGUCCAGAAACUCCUUCCAAGUGGUCCCCAAGCGGCGUCCCAGCCCAACACCGACGAGCCCUGUCAGGUCCUCCCCCUCCCACAGAGGGACGGUGAUGCCCACGCCAGGAGUGCCAAACUCCCAUGCCCCCAUGCCCACCUUGACCCCCUCAAAGAGGAAUGAGGAGAAAGAGGUGGAGAGGCCACCCAAGCCAGAACCAGAACCAUCUCCCUCUGUUGCCACAAGUUCUGUGCCUCCUCCAGCCACAGAACCAUUGUCUCCACCUCCCGUUCUAAGCCCAGUUCCCUCCUCUCCACCAGCUCCGUCUUCACCCCCGUUGUCUCCCUCCUUCUCCCCAGCUCCCUCAGACUCUCCUGCCCCGUCUCCUGUUCCUGCUGCCCCGUCCCUCGUGGUUCCCGAACAGCUUCCUGUGGAUCAGCUGCCAGUAACAAACAUAGAUGACAUUGAUGUGGAGCCCCCGCAGCGAGUCCCUGUCCCCAGCCCCUUGGUGCACAGGAAAAAGGGCAACACCUUCACUGUGGUACCUAAACGCAGGCCGGAGCCCGAGGCUCAGCCAAGCUCCCCUGAGCCCCAGCAGGAAGCCUCCACUGAGGGUCCACCGGGGUCCACGCCUCCACAGGCCCCCUACUCUCAGCUGGGGUCCCUGCUGAAAAAACGCUACCCUGCUGUGGAGGACAUCGAGGUGGUCGGUGGGUACCUUUCCCUCGAGAAGUCCUGCCUCUCCAAGACCGGCUCCACAGGGAAGAAGCUAAAGAUCUCCUUCAACGAGUCCAGCCUGAAGAGUACGUACGAAUAUCCGUCAGAGACCAGUUGGGACAGCGGAGAGGAGGACGAGGGAGAGAGACAAGACGGGAAGGUGGCGGAUGAACAGCCAAGCAUGGUGGGACGCAUACACAUCCCUCGACCCAGUUUCGCCAACUCGCCAACACACCUGAAUAACAGCAACGACCUUGCCAGCUACGUCCCCAAGCACUCGGUGGACUUUAACACGUGGCAGGAGCAGAAACAUGAAGAGAGUGUUUACCAGGAAGAAAACACCGCUCAACAGACGGAGAUAACAGAGGAGGUUAUGCUCACACCGGCAGACAGCUCCUCCCUGUCCGACUACAGCAGCGAGCCUGCGCUUUACUUCUGAUUUACUUCUUAUCAGUCGAACCAAUCAGCUGUACAGUAGCAUCUCACCUGUGGGACCAGACUGCAGACAGAGCCCGGCGAGGUCUAUGACACCUUGGGCCUGAACUGCCUUCAGCUCUACACUCCAGCCGUCACUAAGCACACCAUCCUGAUCAGACAGGACAUACAAAGUGGUUUUUUUCUUCUUUUUUUUUCUGGCUGAUUCCCUGCCACGGUACCACUGCACGCCACAUUAUCAACUGCAUAUCAGUACAGAGCAGCUUUUUGUCAGGUGGCCUGUGUUUGAAUCCCACUUUGUUCCUGAUCUGUUUCCAAAAACAGCUGGACUGUCUUUCCCCUGAAAUCCUGGACAGUUGAUCUGUCAGCCCCCCCUUCUCUUCCUCAUCCUCACGCACCAAAAUAUCUGGCAGAAAAAUUGAAGCGAUUUAUCAAAAUCCAUGGGAGACGACUGUUUUCCUCUCCACACUCUGGAAGAAGUGCGUCCACGUCUUCAAAAUGUAAGUCACUCGUUGUAGGAUGCUGACGUGUAAAGGAGGAGCAGAGGAACAGAAAGCCGACAGUGCCCACGUAUGCUUAAUGCCACGGUGACAGAGCUCAGUGUUAUCAUGGAGACGUCUCCAAAGACAGAGGAUGUUGAGGAGGUAUCCGCCUGUGUAGAUCGCUGGCAGACUGAGACACAAAAACAAAAAGAAAUGGUUAAAGGGUGCCACAAUUGUAGUUUUUGUCUUUUGUUGUUUUUGUAUCUGCAUGUUUGUUUCUCUUACUGUAAAGCUUCUGUAUGCCUUUUUAGUUUUUUGUAUGUUUUCUGGCAAAUGAUGCUGUAUUGAAGCUGCUGGACGUUUUUGUAGGAGAGUCUUGUUGGCAAGCAAACUUCAACAAUCCCCCCUUUCCCCCCUUAUCUGUGACAGGGGGGGCCGUAAAUAUGCAGCCCAGGGAAGAUGACCUAUCAAUCAGCUGGAGCUCUGAUUUUUGAUUGAAAAGCUUGAAAAAAGUGACCUUGGCCAGAAAUGUCUGUAUGUCCGUAUUGCUGUUGAAAAACAAAAACAUCAUACUGUAGAAUGUUUCUGUAUAAUCUCUAUCAAGAUAUCUGUGUCACGUCAUGUUUAUCACAUCAGCUGUAUGUAAGAAGUGGACGUAACAAGCAUGGCAUUACCCAUUGGUUUAUAAACUACAACUUUGAAGUCUUGAGUUUGACACUUGGGUUGUCCAUGUAGUUUUUUCUUUAGGUCAGAAGUGACCACAUUUGAUCAAGAGACUGGAGCUUAUACAGCAUCUGCUCAAGGUGGACACUCGAGGAACUGCAGGGGUUUUUUUGCACUUCAGUAUCGGCUCACUGGCUGUUGCUGCUUGGCAUUCACCUGUCGCUCCACAUCACCACGUCCCUCAUUUUCUAUAAUUAUAUACCUAAACAUAAUUAACAGGGUCAGUUUUAUAAAGAUUGUCAUGGAUGGAGAAAUAAGCUUCAGUGGAAAAAACAAUUUUUAUACCAUGCUGUAAACAUGUUUUUAUCUGUUGUAAAGUCGGGCAUUUUGACAUUGGGCUGUUUGCAGAUAGGCUCAACCUUUAAACCAGCCUUGUGUGGCCAUUCAAGGAACUGCAUGAGUUUCCUUUUUCAGCCCCGUAGUUCGCUGCUUGAUUGCUACGCCUCUAUCCCUGCCACUAGAUUGACAUAGUAGCAACUUGUCAGUCUCAGGUGAUAAAUCAAAGGAGAAAUAGAAUUUGACUUCUAUUUGAAACAAGUGGAGCUGCCCCCUGCUGGCCAUUAGAGAACAUUCAAGGCUUAGGUCCUCCCCAUUAGCACCCUCUUCUGAACCGAAAAGGCUACAUCCACUUCUUCUAUACAGUUUAUGGAUUUAUCAAAAGCUGUUAAACCUUUUAUUUUCUGGCUUCUCGUGUAUUUAUUCCUGCUUACAGUUGAAGUUUGCAUGUCUGAGACCUGCUCUUGUACAUAAGACAUUUUUGUAAAAACAGAUGUGCUGGUGUGGAAAGGAACCAGACUGGUGCAAACAACCCUGACAGACUGUUUUUUUUUUCCAAGUUGUUUAUUUUCCAGUCGGACCUCUUGUACUCUCACAUUCCACAGAGAAAGAAGACCGUCCAUUGAAGUAUGAAGACAAACACAAAGUAUGAUCACUCAUGAUUUAGCGUGUUUUGUGAGAACGCAAGCAAAACUAGUGUGUGAAAGAAAAUGUAAUUUUUUUUUAUUAUUAUUAUUAAGAUUAUUUUAUAUACAAGAAUGCAUCAAGUUUCAAGAUGAUUUUUUUAACACUCAUAAUGCCAACGGAUUAAAGUGUUGCUGUAACAGCCUCACAUUCAUAUUUACACGCCCAGGAUCGACCCCUUCGACCAGUAUUGUUGUACAGUUUCCACCAUUUUUCACACGAUGUAUGUUAUUUCGUUCAUUUUCUCCAAUCAGAUGAAACACUCGGUUGCUGUUAAGACUGUUCUGUCUUUGUCGGAUGAAUCUGUUUAGUUUUUGUCUGGAGUCUUUGAUGUUAAACGUGUUUGCACUGUCAUGCUUUUAGCUGUGUUUUGCACCUCAUGACAAGGAACAGAGGAGACUGAUGAAGUGUGCACUUAAAAGAAAGAAGUCUGGUUGAAGAGUUUUGAUUCGAGACGGUAACCACUAUUGACCCCUGCUUUUUUGUAUAAAACCACUGAUUGUAUGUCAGAUACAGGAGAUGAGUAAGACUUUGAAGAAAUGCCAGAAAAAACAUUUUUUUUAAUAAUAAAUGAAUGAGUCACGUUCUCGAAAAGAACUCUUCAAACUUACAUGAUGAAUGCACUGCCAAUGAAUGCCAUGUCCAAUUUUUUUACUGUUUUCCGCAGCCUUGCAUCAAAAGUCUUAAGAUUGUCGGCCUUUGACCACAAACUGUCGCUUAAAUGUAGUUCUCCACACAGGUUUGUCUUUUUACCGAGGGAAGCCAAAUCUGUUCUGGUGUUGUUUUUGGCCAGUUGACUUGAUGUACAAUAUGUUCAAAAGGACCAUACCAGUGAUUCUCUAUGUGUAAGCUCAAAAAGUACUAACAACUGAAUUACUGCCAACCAUUCUGCAAACCGUACCACUGUGGUGUACAAGUUUGAAUGUGCUUUUCUAACCAUUCCUGAUCUCUGUUCAGCUCCAUGUUAUUUGUUAUGGCAUGAAAAUCAAGCAGCAAACUUUGAAUGAGACAUCCCAGGAACACGAGGAAACGUUGAAUUAUAAUGCUGUUCAGUUCAAAACAUUUUUUUUCUUUAACAAUUUGUUGAAUUUCUCAAGUUAUGUUUGAUUACAGUUAAUUGUUUUUACUUUUAUUGGAUAGGACAGCUGAAGAGAGAGGAAAUGUUGAGAGGAAAGAGUAGGGGAUGACAUACAGCAAAAGACGGAUACGAACCCACAUCCGCUGCAAUUAGGACUGUAGCCUGUGUACAUGUGAUGAGCUACAUAACCACUAAGCUAUCUGCGCUCCCCUCAAGCUAUAUGUUAACCACAAGCAGCAAAACAAGUAAUGUAAUGUUUACAAACUGGCAUAACCUGGGUUUUAUUUGCAAAGUUAUCAAACUGAAAAUACCACUCUGCAAGUCUUUGUAUUCUGAACUUGGGGUCAAGUACUGAAAAAAGGGGUUCGCUGAUAGGGGGAUUUUGUAAGUGAUACUGAUUUUAGAGGAGAAGGAUUCACCCAUCACCAAUACAGAGAGAAAAUGUGUUGUAGUUGGAUAAAAUGUUAUCUUUCUGAAUGGACUGUGCCGCAAUUUUGAAACAAAUAAGAGAAUGUACCGCAAUUCUACUUUUUUAAGACGCCUAAAACUUUCAUCUGAAAUAUUGAAAAAUGUAUACAGAUACAUAUGUCAGAGCCCCAUAUCAGCCUGAUACUGCCAUUAUCAAUGGACCAGGUAGGCCCAACUGAAGUAUGAACUGUAAUCCACUUUUCCAAUUGAUCUGCACAUAACUUAACAUCCUAUUGUAGGGUCAAUUCAAAGCAUUGUCACACCAUUAGGAGAUACAAAUGGCUGCUUCCACAUGGCUUUUAGCUAAGGCGCUCAAACUCUCCAUACACACUGGUAUGGUUCUUUAGGUUUAAUCUGGACCUGCUGUGGAGCCGUGGUGGCUUUCAGCUUAUUACAGUGGAUCCAUUUGCGGUAACAGAUGCCUUCAAUGACCAAAACACCAAAGAGGUCUUCUCUUUGUGGGGAUCUGUAACUCUCUGUAAAACUGAAUGACACCGUUUGCAACUCUUCUGAUGGCCAUUACCGGGACAUAGGGACGUAGAAACAAACCACUUGACUUCUGAAGUGUACACAUGGCCUCUUAAUGCAGUGUGUUAUUCCAAUCUGUCGACUCCUGUUGCAAAGUGAGCAGUUUGUAUUGGUCACGCUGUAGCAACUCUGUGCACAAAAGCUCCAUCUUCUUCCCCCUUUACUUUCCCCUCGUCUGUAAAUGUAUACAUCUCAGCAAAUGUGCUUACUGUAAAGUUAUUGUCAAAGAUUCGGGUAAAGAAAAAAAAAAAAGUGAUGUCAUACUUGUACAAAUGAAAGCUCAAUAAAUAGAAGACUUGAACAAAUGUAAA